AUGGAAGACAUAGUUAUUAAUUCACCCUUGUCACGCGAUAUAGCUACUGCUGAAGCCGGUUACCUGGUUUCAAGAGAGCAGGGCACUCGUAGAGGUUCUCAUUACUAUCAUGCCAACAAUGGUUAUUAUUAUCAUAAGUAUCGUCAACUGAGUGAUACAAUUUAUUUGCGAUGCACCAACGUCUCUUGUCCCUCUCGGGGUCUUUUAAAAUUGGGAUCCUUUCAUGAAAGCUCCUCACAUUCAGGCCAUGAGCCUGAUCAUCUGAAAGCUGAAGUCCUUCGUGAACGUUCCAGACUUCUUGGUCAAGCAAGCUCAUUGACCUUUGCUACAGUUGAAGAUGUUUUAAAUGAUGAAAGUAACAUCAAUCGGAGAUAUUCAGACCGCCUAACACCCAAGGUUCUGCUACCCGCCAUGCGAACUGCACGAAUCAAUGCAUACCCUGAGGAACCAAAAACUCUGUCUGAGCUUCAAAUUAUAUUAGAAUGUGAAAACAACAAGUCUCUCACUGCUGUGUCUCAGUUCAGAGACAAUAUUUAUGGAGGAUCGGCCAGGGGAGAAGAUGGUUCAAAGUCUAUUUUAUUUAUAACAAAGCGCUGUGUGGAUUUCAUUAAAACAGCUCCAUUUAUUUAUGCCUUCUCCUUUCCACUGAACCAGUCCUUGGUAAGCUGCUCAGUAUAGUAAAUAAUAUUUGCAUUAAAGCUGUUUGUAAGUGAAAAAUAUAACAAUAAUUAUGUUGCUACUUCAGCAGGUUCACA
This is a messenger RNA of Thrips palmi, 755 nucleotides long. RefSeq lists its product as uncharacterized. The coding region runs from base 1 to 678 and encodes 225 amino acids. NCBI's taxonomy places the organism in Eukaryota, Metazoa, Arthropoda, Insecta, Thysanoptera, Thripidae. The transcript has 3 exons. The record is from RefSeq and is a predicted model, not a curated record.